CGAACGUCCAGGGCGACUAGCCACUGUUGUUUUCCACGGCUUAUUUUUAUUAAACUCAAAAAAAGAAAAUAAUAUCCUCUCAUUAUUUUCUCGCUUAAGAUAGUAAAGUAUUCCUCCACAGAGGCAUGAACAGCCUUUCCCUCCAUUUACUCAUACCGACGGCUAUUCACCUCAGGUCCUCACGCGCCGCCUCACCGUCCUUUCCUCGCGUCUCCUCUCCAACCGUUCUUCGAGUCGCUACUCCGUCUGCUUCACGCACCACCUCCUCAGAAGACUCACAGUCAAUCGAAAACCAAACUCUACAGGUCCUAGAAUGGCGCGCUCUCUGCGAUCAGCUCUCUCCCUUCGCCUCCACAUCAAUGGGCAACUCGGCCACCAAAAACGCCGAUAUUCCGGUGGGAAAAUCGCCGGAAGAGAGCAGAACCCUCCUUGACGAGACGGUGGCUGCUUUGGCCGCCAUGGAGGUGAUGGAAUCGCGGCGAUUUGGUCUUUCUGAGAUCCUUGACUUGUCUGAUAUCGUGGAGCGUGCUAUAGCUGGUCAAUUGCUUACCGUUAGAGAGCUCUGCGCCGUUCGAAGCACGUUAAUGGCGGCUUCUUCAGUGUUUAAGAAACUAAAAAGAGCAGCUAAUAGUGAUAAGCGGGUUGCUCCACUUGUAGAUAUACUUCAAGGGUGUGAUUUCAAGACUACAUUGGAGCAGAAGAUUUGUUUUUGUAUAGACUGCAAAAUGUCUAUGAUUCUUGACAGAGCUAGCGAAGAUCUCGAGAUCAUAAGAUCAGAACGGAUGAGAAACAUGGAGAACCUGCAUUCUCUAUUGAAAGAAGUGUCAAAUAAGAUUUUUCAGGCUGGGGGAAUCGAUAAGCCGUUGGUAACGAAGCGAAGAUCAAGGAUGUGCGUAGCCAUUAGAGCUACACACAAAAGUUUGCUCCCAGGUGGUGUUGUUCUAAGUGUUAGUAGCUCAAGGGCAACAUGCUUUAUGGAACCAAAAGAGGCAGUAGAGCUUAAUAACAUGGAAGUGAGGCACGCAAACUCCGAGAGAGCCGAGGAAACGGCGAUUCUGAGCAUCUUAACAUCUGAAGUGUCGAUGGCACAGAGAGGGAUAUUGCAUUUGUUGGAUAGGAUACUAGAACUUGACAUUGCUUUUGCAAGAGCAUCACAUGCGAAAUGGAUGAAUGGCGUCUAUCCCAGAUUAACUUCAGAACACCCUAACACACUUCUUGACAAUAAAUCUUUAGCUGUAGAUAUUGAUUCUGCGCAGCACCCGCUACUUCUUGGAUCCGUUCUAGGUAGCCCAAAUGGUGGAAACACUUUACCUGUUCCAAUAGAUAUUAAAAUUGAGAGCAGAAGCAAAGUAGUCGUCAUCUCGGGUCCGAACACAGGAGGAAAGACCGCUUUGUUAAAGACAUUGGGAUUAAUCUCUCUUAUGUCGAAAUCGGGGAUGUUCUUGCCUGCUAAGAAUUGCCCGAGGUUGCCUUGGUUUGAUCUUAUUCUGGCUGACAUCGGUGAUCCCCAGUCUUUGGAGCAAAGUCUCUCAACUUUCAGUGGCCACAUCUCAAGGAUAUGUCAGAUACUUGACAUUGCUUCAGAGAAUUCACUUGUCCUACUUGACGAAAUCUGUAGUGGAACAGAUCCUUCAGAAGGUGUUGCACUCGCUACUAGCAUUCUAAAGUAUAUCAAAACUCGUGUUAAGGUGGCUGUUGUAUCCACACAUUACGGUGACUUAAGUCGUUUGAAAGACAUCGAGACUCAAUUCCAAAACGCUGCGAUGGAGUUCUCCAUGGAAACUUUGCAGCCUACAUUCCGAGUACUGUGGGGAAGCACCGGUGAGUCAAAUGCAUUGAGAGUAGCUAAGUCGAUCGGUUUCAAUGGAAGAAUACUUGAGCGUGCGCAUAAAUGGACGGAGAAGUUAAAGCCGGAGAUGGACGUAGAGCGGAAAGGCUCUCUCUUUCAGUCUCUUGUGGAAGAAAGGAAUAAGCUAAAUCUUCAGGCGACCAAGACUGCAGCUUUUUAUACGGACUUAAUGAGCCUUUAUCGUGAGCUUGAGCGUGAGUCUCGUGAUCUUGAGAAACGUGAGAAGGCUCUUCUGAAGAAAGAAACUCAUAAGGUACAAGAAGAUCUAAGCUCUGCUAAGUCAAAGAUGCAGAAACUAGUGGCUGAAUUCGAAAGUCAGCUAGAAAUCUCUCAGGUUGAUCAACACAACUCCUUAAUUCUGAAAACCGGAGAGGCAGUUGCAGAGAUUAUUGAAUCUUGCUGUCCUAGCGAUCUUGUAUUAACGGAAGAAGAGUAUAGCGACUACUCGCCGCGAGCAGGUGAAAAGGUUCUUGUGACUGGACUUGGAAGUAAAUUAGGUACAGUGGUUGAAGAACCUGGAGAUGAUGAGACAGUUUUAGUCCAGCAUGGUAAGAUAAGAGUACGCAUAAAGAGAAAGGACAUAAAGCCCCUUCCUCGUAACAGAAUCAGUGAAACACCUAAUCGUUCAAAGAGACAGGUACACAUCUUUUUUCUGAUUUUAAGACUUUCAGGUCUUAUUUUUGAGGUAUCUCAUUUGUUAUCUCACAAUAUAUAUGCCUAGCUUGAAGGAAAUUGAAAAUAAUACAUUAUGCCCCACUUAGUAAUAGAAACCAUCCCAAAUAGUUAAUCCAAUAUGCCCCACUUAGUAAUAAAGUUGAAAGUUUAUACUUCGUAAUCUGAAACGAGCUCAAAUCUCCCUAGUUGGACUACAAUAUGAAGAUUUGUGAUCGAUAGUAUUAUUGUCUGGGCAUUCUGACAAGUGACAAAUCCUGGUCCAACAACACCGUUCGGGUUCCGUUCGGUUUUUGGAUUUUGGUAGUUCGGUUAAGGAGCCGUUCGGGAAUUUAUUGAAAAUCGCUUCGGUUUUUAUUCAGUUAUCAUUCAUUUUGGUUCGGUACGAAUAUUUAUGCUGAGAACGGGCAGAUACGCAACGGGUCUGGUUCAGUUUGGUUAUUUUGUAUCCUUUUUUUUUUUUGAACAACUGGUUAUUUUGUAUCCAAACUACUAGAAUCUAUCGUAAGUGUCCGAAUUACCCUAAAUUGAUUCGACAUAUAAAAAAAAAACAGAUUUAAUUUUAAUGAAAUAUCUGUUUAAGUUUGACAACUGUAACUAAUGACAUACAUGUAUGUCGGUUAUUUUGGGUAUUUUGGUUGUUUCAUUUUAAAAAAUAAUUAAUAUUUUGGGUUAUAACAGUAGGUUUGGAUAUCUUGG
Messenger RNA from Thlaspi arvense, 3220 nucleotides. The record is from the annotation of a GenBank genome assembly. Lineage: Eukaryota; Viridiplantae; Streptophyta; Magnoliopsida; Brassicales; Brassicaceae.